AUGGAAGCAAAGAAUAGCCAAAAGGCGAAGAAGGCUGCCAAAGGAUCACUUUUUGCUUAUGCAGAUUCUAAGGAUAUAUUGCUCAUGAUUUUGGGAUCUUUGGGUUGCUUAGCAGACGGCGCAACGAUGCCUCUCAUCAUGUUGGCUUUGGGCAGGAUCACCAACAAUUUGGCUGCCAAUCCUUCAUCCCUAACUCUUCACAGAAUCAAAGAGGAUUCGAUGAUUUUGAUCCACAUAGCUGUUGGAGUGGGUUUAGGCGCAUUUUUUGAAGGAUUAUGCUGGGCUUGGACUGCAGUAAGGCAAACAUCUCAUCUCCGAAGGGAAUACUUAACAGCCAUACUAAGGCAAGAUGUUGGUCUCUAUGACACUCAAAGUGCCACAUCGACAACUUAUGGAAUCAUCUUAAGCAUCUCAUCUGAUACCUUAACAAUCCAAGAUGUCAUUGCCGAGAAGGUUCCAAAUUUCCUCAUGAACCUGUUUAUGUUCCUGGUUUCUCAGCUGGCAGCACUUUACCUUUGUUGGAGACUAGCACUCGUGACAUUACCAACGUUAACUUUAUUAAUAGCUCCUGGCAUUGUAUAUGGCAAGCUAUUAGCUGAGGUUGGCAAGAAAUUUCAAGAAGCUUAUCAGGCUGCUGGAGAAAUUUCCGAGAAGGCACUGUCGUCGAUUAAAACAGUAUUUUCGUAUGUUGGAGAAGAGCAAACACAAAGAAAAUAUGCAAAGGCUCUGGAUAGGUGUCUAUCAAUUGGAAUUAAGCAAGGGACAUUGAAGGGAAUGGCUAUUGGAAGUGUUGGUGUGGCUUUUGCAGUUUGGUCUUUUCAAGCUUGGUAUGGAAGCGUCUUGGUCACAGAGAAGGGAGCUAGAGGGGGAGAUGUGUUUAAUGCCGGUGUUUGCAUCGUUAUGGGAGGAUUGGCACUCGGGUCAUCUCUAAUCAACAUAAAGUGCUUUGUCGAAGCAAAUGCUGCCAUUUCUAAGAUAUCUGAAAUGAUCGAACGAGCUCCAACCAUAGAUUCAAAUGAUAUUGGAACUAAAAUAACAGAAUUCAGAGGUGAAAUUGAGUUCAAAGAUGUUGAUUUUUGUUACCCAUCAAGGCCAGAGACCGUAGUUCUAAGAAAAUUCAGCCUUCAGAUAGUUUCUGGUCAGACUGUAGGUUUAGUAGGUGGCAGUGGUUCGGGUAAAUCUACAAUUAUAUUGUUGAUAGAAAGGUUUUAUGUUCCAAACCAAGGUGAAAUCCUUUUCGAUGGAAUUCACAUUGAAACACUGCAGUUGAAAUGGUUAAGGGAUCAGAUUGGGUUAGUAAGCCAAGAGCCAGUACUCUUCGCAACAUCCAUCAAGGAGAACAUUUUGUUUGGUAAAGAGAAUGCUUCAAUGGAGGAGAUCAUUUUUGCUGCUAAAGCUGCUAAUGCCCAUGAAUUUAUUAGUCAGUUACCUGAUGGAUAUGAUUCUCACGUUGGUCAACUUGGAAGCCAACUAUCUGGAGGACAGAAACAAAGAAUUGCAAUUGCAAGAGCUCUUCUUAAAAAACCUCGCAUUCUUCUUCUCGAUGAAGCUACAAGUGCUUUAGAUUCACAAUCUGAGAAGGUAGUUCAAGAUACACUUGAUCAGGCCUCUUUAGGACAAACAACAGUUAUUGUCGCUCAUCGCCUUUCAACUCUUCAAAAUGCCAACCUAAUAGCCGUUAUGCAAUCUGGGAGAAUUAUGGAGUCUGGAACUCAUAACCAACUUCUCGAAGUAAAGGAUGGUCAUUAUGCGGCAAUGGUAAAGCUCCAAAAUAGAAAUCUGAAAGACAAUGAAGUCACAAUCCCGUCAAAUGAUCAGAAUAACCAGCCUUUGCCAGGAGCUGAAAUGUCACGAGAAGCUAACUAUAAUCUUUAUCAAAUGUGCAAUAAAGAAGAAGAAGUUAAAUCUUCAUCACUAAAAAGCCUGAUGAAAAUGAGCGCGCCUGAAAUGAAAGAAUUUCUAUUGGGUUGCGCUGGUGCAGUGUGCUUUGGAGCAAUUCAGCCAAUGCACUCCUACUGCAUGGGUGAACUUCUCUCUAUCUACUUCCUCGGUGAUCACCAUGAUAUCAAAGUAAAAACAAGGAUAUAUUGUUUCGUUUUUCUAUCUUAUGCUAUUCUAGCAUUUAUCAGUACUAUUUUGCAGCACUAUAAUUUUUCCCUAGUAGGGGAGAAACUAACCAAGAGAGUUAGAGAAUCCUUACUUGCGAAAAUACUGUCUUUUGAAGCUGGAUGGUUUGAUGAAGAGGGAAACAGUAGUGGAUCAAUCUGCUCGAGAUUAACAUCAGAAGUUAAUAUUUUGCGGUCUCUUUUAUGUGAUCGUCUUUCUCUACUGACUCAGGUUUCAUCGGCAUCCAUAUUAGCUGCUGUUAUAGGACUAAUACUUUCUUGGAGACUUGCUAUUGUGAUUAUCGCCUUGCAACCUGUCAUAAUUGCUUCUUUCUACACAAGAGGAGUUCUGAUGAGGAAUGUAUCGCAUAAAGUCUUGAAAGCAACGGUCAAGAGCAGUCAGUUAGCUAGCGAGGCAGUAACAAACCAUAGAACCAUAACUGCCUUCUGUUCUCAAGAAAAGAUUUUGGCAAUGUUUGAUGUCACAUUGAAGGACCCUCAACAAGAAUGCAGAAAUAGUUCAUGGGUUGCUGGAUUGGGCCUUUUCUUCUCACAGUUUCUCACAGCAGCUAAUUCUGGUCUCGUUCUUUGGUAUGGUGGGUAUUUGCUCUAUCACCACAAAAUCAGUUACAAGCAUUUAUUUCAGACGUUCUUUGUUCUCGUGACAACCGGGAGAGUAAUUGCAGAAGCAGGAAUAAUGACAUCAGACAUAUCAAAGGGUACCGAAGCCAUACAAUCAAUGUUUUUGAUUAUGAAGAGGGAAACCAAAAUCGACCCAGAUGACAUUAAUGGACUCAAGCCAGAAAGGAUAGAAGGAUACAUUGAACUAAAUGAGGUAGAAUUUUCUUAUCCAACAAGGACUCAGCAUAUAGUACUAAAUGGACUUAGUUUGAAGAUUGAAGCCGGGAAGACAAUUGCCCUCGUUGGUCGGAGUGGAUCAGGGAAAUCCACAAUCAUCGGAUUGAUAGAGAGGUUUCAUGAUGUAUCAAGAGGAACAGUGAAAAUCGAUGGAGUGGACAUCAGAAAUUACAAUCUGAAAACACUCAGGUCUCAUAUUGCACUAGUCAGUCAAGAACCCACGCUCUUUUCUGGCAGUAUCCAUGAUAACAUAUGCUACGGCAAAGAGGAUGCAACUGAAGCUGAGGUUAUCAGAGCUGCGAUUCUCGCCAAUGCACAUGAAUUUAUAAGUUGCAUGAAAGAUGGCUAUGGAACGAGCUGUGGAGAAAGGGGUUCACAACUAUCAGGAGGGCAAAAGCAAAGGAUCGCACUUGCUCGCGCUAUCUUGAAGAAUCCUUCGAUCCUUCUAUUGGAUGAGGCUACAAGUGCAUUGGACAACAACUCAGAAGCACUUGUGCAAGAGGCAUUGGAGAAGAUUAUGAAACAAAGGACUAGUGUUGUUGUAGCUCAUCGGUUAUCGACUAUAAUGAAAUCAGACUUGAUUUAUGUGAUAGAGAAAGGAAGGGUUGCAGAAGUAGGAACACACUAUGAGCUACUUGAAAUGGGGGAGAGAGGUUCAUAUUGUUCUCUUGUAAGGCUUCAAGAAAAUCAAAAUUUUGAACAGGGCCAACGUUAG
Messenger RNA from Asparagus officinalis (garden asparagus), 3678 nucleotides. Its product is annotated as putative multidrug resistance protein. The record is from RefSeq and is a predicted model, not a curated record. The transcript has 7 exons. Gene Ontology annotation, cellular component: membrane. NCBI's taxonomy places the organism in Eukaryota, Viridiplantae, Streptophyta, Magnoliopsida, Asparagales, Asparagaceae. Gene Ontology annotation, biological process: transmembrane transport. Bases 1 to 3678 code for a protein of 1225 amino acids. Gene Ontology annotation, molecular function: ATP binding; ABC-type transporter activity; ATP hydrolysis activity.